UUUAUUCACAUGCAGAAGUGUAUGUAUUAUGUGUAUGGUCAGGACAAUUCCAAUUAAUUUCUUUGAGAUGAGUGUGCAAGUUUAAUGAUUCCCAGCAAUUAAAUGUAUCAUAUGGGUAAUAUGCAAAGCGGUCUUAGGACUUAACUCAUAUUGCUGGAAGUCACGGUGACGUGUCCAUUUUCACAAUGUGAUUACAGCAACAGAGUCUGAAUCGGCUAUGCAACCUCAUGUCCAAGUUACAAGAUCACAUGAACUCAGAUGUUUUUAAGGAAAGUUGGAAAGAAUUUAGGAAAUUUAUCUGCCACUUUAUCAGGCCCCUUCUGAUUGGAGGAGGUUGUUUGAGAACCUGAGAGGGGCAUGUAGCGGAAUUUUGCAGCUUUGAGUAAUUUUCUUGGUGCUCCACAUUGCCAACAUGGUUCCUCUGCUCCACCACGGACUCCUGCUCCUCACUCUGAGCUCUGUGUGCAGACGUACCAGCUCCGUCCCCAUGGAGAAACUGGCCAGCAGCAAGCUGUGUGCAGACAAGGACUGCUCUUAUACCAUAUCGGUGGCUAGAGCGAUCAGUGACUUCACUGCUCCAGACUGCAGGUUCAUCAACAUCAAGAGCGGCCAGAUGAUCUACGUCUAUUCCAAACUGGUUCCUGAGGAGGGCGGUGGAGUCUUCUGGUCUGGAAGUGUGUACAGUGACCGGUACGUGGACCAGAUGGGACUCAUCGGCUACUUCCCCAGCAACCUGGUGACCGAGAUGCAAGUGUACCAGGAGGGCACUGAGAAGAUGCCCACCACCAACUUGGAUUUCCACUGUGAUUAAGCCUGAGAAGAGGAUAAUGAACAAUAUCACACAUCACCAAUGAGAUAAGAAUGCUUCAGUACUUUUUUGUCAUUGGACUUAUCAGUUGAUGAACUUCAGCCCCUUUCAGUGGGGAAAUUCUUAAUUUUUGCUGUAGUAAGAAACUUAUUUCUCCUAAUUAUGAUACACAUUCUUCUGCAUUACCUUUCCAAUAAAGCAUGUAUUAGAAUGAAAGUUUGAAAAAGUCUUAUUUUCACUGAAGAGUGAGGGCUUGUUCAUAUCAAGUUUUAGUUCAGUUGGCAGAAUUGCACAAGUCCUGUUUUAUUGCAUUUAGAAGUGAUAUUUCGUCAGUGUGCUUUUGCUUUAAGACUGUUUUCAUGUAGAAUAAUCUGGAGCAGUGGAAAUGUCAUGUCUGGAAAUGUACUAGAUAUGAUCUUUUUUUUGUUUCAAUCCUGGCAAACGGGUUUCAUGAGAAUGUUCACCCUUGUCUUAAAAUAAGAAGUUUCUUCAAACGUAAAGAAUAAUCAGAGGGGCUGUGUAUAAAUACUGAAUUGAAUUGCAGUAAUUCAAACAAAGCAAUGCACAUCCCAGAGAGGUCAUUGUACCGCAUAUACAAUGACUUAUUAACAAAAAGCAUAAUUAUAAUCAAAACAUUUGUUCUAACUAUGUGAUUCUACUGCAAUGUAAAUAUCAGUUUCAGUAAAUAUUCCAAACCCUGUAACACUUAGCAAAGAACACGUACUUCUAGUCCCUCUCAACUGGGUUAGACGGCAAGCUAGUUUUAUAGGUUCACUGUUACUUACAAUACCUACAUACAGUGCUGCAAAAAAGUAUUUGCCCCCUUCCUGAUUUCCUCUAUUAUUGCAUAUUUGUCAGUAUAAAUUGUUUCAGAUCUUUAGACAAAUUGUACUAUUAGACAAAAGGAACCCGAGUAAACAGAAAACACAUUUUUUAAAUGUAUAUUUCAGUUAUUUAAUCAAAAUCAAAAUUAUCUAACACCGAUAUCACCCAUAUGAAAAAAGAAUUGCUCCCUUAAACUGGUUGCACCAUCUUCAGCAGUUUUCAACAUUUUAUGAUCUGGCCACCCCCAUUAUAAAUUAAAAAGGCUUUAUUUUCAAAAAAGGUUUUAUAUUUUGAAAUGUUUUUCCAAAUCCAUGUAUAGUAUUUGCAUAACAAGUCUGGACAGGGGUCCCUAGGACCUUCAAGGAUCUGCUGCUGAAAACCCAGACUGUACUUUCGGGCAAAGGAACGGAUGCUUUAAUAGGUUUUGGCCAGCAGGGGACACUGAAAGAGCAUAAAUCCAAAAUUAAUAAAUAAAUAAAUAAAAAUGGAUGGCAAAUUAACCUAUGUUUUUUGCUUGAUGAAAAUCCACGUAAACAAUCAUUUGAAUAGAUUUCAAGGUCUUCUCAUAAUUUUACUAAUGAUUUCACUAUUAAUUAGUUUUCCUUUAU
Messenger RNA from Anguilla rostrata (American eel), 2241 nucleotides. RefSeq names its product otoraplin-like. The record is from RefSeq and is a predicted model, not a curated record. The transcript has 4 exons. Lineage: Eukaryota; Metazoa; Chordata; Actinopteri; Anguilliformes; Anguillidae. The coding region runs from base 413 to 811 and encodes 132 amino acids. Gene Ontology annotation, molecular function: protein binding. Gene Ontology annotation, biological process: cartilage condensation.